Molecule: messenger RNA, 1043 nt
Organism: Cucumis melo (muskmelon)
Lineage: Eukaryota; Viridiplantae; Streptophyta; Magnoliopsida; Cucurbitales; Cucurbitaceae
Exons: 2
Coding region: 306-1004 (232 amino acids)
Source: RefSeq, a predicted model, not a curated record
GAGAAAAAGAAAACGGAAAAAGAAAAAAAAAAAGUAUUGGAAACCUUCUUCAACCUCUCUCCUUCAAAACUCAAUCGGCAUCCUUGGCGUUGGUUUGGCGGAGAGAAAAUGAUGGGGGAAGAUCGCGGCCUUCCUUCUCAUUGUUUUUCUCAUCUUCUUUUCUUUUUCUGAAUCCUUCCCAUAUUCAUCCAAAGGCAUGCUCAUCCACUUUCUCUAGAGAUGGUCUUGUUUAUGGCAUAUUGAAACAAUUCUUCUGUCAUUCCUUUUGGGACAUCCGAUAAAAUUGAAACGAUUCUUCUGUCAGGAUGUGGAAGUUGGCAUCGAACGCCAUUGCUGGCAUUCGAUCUAAGAAAAACUCGGAUGUACCUAAGCAAGUUUUCUGGGAGUGCUCGGAUGACGAGGUUUGCUCGGAAGCCAGUAGAGAUGAAGAAUUGGAAUGCCCUAUAUGCUGGGAAUCUUUUAACAUUGUGGAGAAUGUACCUUAUGUCUUAUGGUGUGGCCAUUCCUUGUGCAAAAAUUGUGUAUUAGGCCUUCAAGGGUCUGUGCUGAAACUAGCUACUCGCCAAAUGCGAAUCCCAAUCGUCAUUUCGUGCCCUUGGUGUCAUCAGCUAUCACUAAGGGUGGUCUACAAGGGGAACCUAAAGUUUCCCAGCAAGAACUUUUUUCUUCUUUGGAUGGUUGAGAGCUUUAAUGGCAAUGAGGGAAAACUUGACCAUUCCUUCAAUUCGGAUAAUCAAUCAGUUUUUUCUCUGCCAUCGGGUACCGUUACUUCUGAGAGGCGGCGAUUGUUUUUCUAUAAUCAUUUGGAUUGCGUCAUCCAUUUAGUCUUCAAGUUUCUACUUACCGUCAUAUUUGUUCUGAUAGUUGUUUUUGUAAUCCCCGGAAGUGCACUCAUCUUGCUGCUUUAUCUCCUAAUCACUUUACUUUUUGCAUUACCAUCUUUGCUGAUAUUUUACCUUGCACUCCAUGCUUUGGAUAAGCUUAUGAAUGAUAUAACUUCAUGAAAUCUUUUAACCAAAUGUCAUUUGGUGAAUUUCAAACAA